This is a messenger RNA of Helianthus annuus (common sunflower), 1238 nucleotides long. RefSeq names its product galactose mutarotase. Gene Ontology annotation, molecular function: carbohydrate binding; aldose 1-epimerase activity. The transcript has 4 exons. Lineage: Eukaryota; Viridiplantae; Streptophyta; Magnoliopsida; Asterales; Asteraceae. The record is from RefSeq and is a predicted model, not a curated record. The coding region runs from base 106 to 1119 and encodes 337 amino acids. Gene Ontology annotation, biological process: glucose metabolic process; beta-D-galactose catabolic process via UDP-galactose, Leloir pathway.
GGUAGGUAUGCAACCCCAUUUGAUUUGAUUAUCAAUUUAUCUCACCUAACCACUUUUCAUUUAUCUAUAUAAACAAUCAUCAUCACUGGGAUAGUUAUUUUAGCAAUGGCAGAACAGAACCCACAGCUCUUCGAGCUCAACAAUGGCACAAUGAAGCUCAUCGUCUCCAACUAUGGCUGCACUAUCACCUCCUUAUUCAUCCCUGAUAAACACGGUAAUUUGAGCGAUGUUGUUCUUGGAUUUGACACUCUCGAACCCUAUCUGAAUCGUGUGGCACCCUACUUUGGUUGCAUUGUUGGAAGAGUUGCAAACAGGACUAAAGAGGGGAAGUUCACACUCAAUGGGAUCGAGUAUACUCUGCCAAUUAACAACGGUCCAAACAGUCUUCAUGGUGGGCUUAAAGGAUUUGACAAGGUUGUUUGGGAAGUCGCUGAACAUAAACAGGGUGACAAUCCAUCAAUAACCUUUAAAUAUCGCGCUCGUGAUGGGGAAGAAGGUUACCCUGGAGAUCUUUCGGUCACUGCAACUUACACUCUCACGUCGAAAACCACAUUAAGGCUUGACAUGGAAGCGGUUCCAGAAAACAAACCGACCCCGGUUAGUUUAGCUCAACACACCUACUGGAACCUAGCAGGCCAUAACUCGGGUACCAUUCUCGACCAUACAGCACAGAUAUUUGCAAAACACAUCACGCCCGUUGACCAAACGCAAAUCCCAACUGGCGAAAUUAAGCCGGUAGAAGGAACUCCGUUCGAUUUCACCACCGAGAAGAAAAUCGGUACCUCAAUCCACGAGGUCGGUAUUGGGUACGACCACAACUACGUGCUUGAUUGCGGGGAAGAAAAGGCAGGAUUAAAACAUGCUGUAAAACUUAAGGACCCGGUUAGCUCACGGGUUCUUAAUCUGUGGACCAAUGCCCCGGGAUUGCAGUUUUACACGGCUAAUUAUGUGAACGGGAUUGUUGGUAAAGGGGGAGCGGUGUAUGGAAAGCACAGCGCGGUGUGUAUGGAGACGCAGGGGUUUCCGAACGCGAUUAACCAACCGAAUUUUCCGUCGGUUGUGGUUCAGCCUGGUGGCAAGUAUGAGCAUAGUAUGGUCUAUGAGUUCUCUGUUGAGUAAAGGUGUUUUGUAUUUAUGUUUAGAAAGUAGAUGAGAAUAAGUUGGUGAACUUUAUGUAAUGUUUGACCAUCAUCUAUGUUUUUGAGCUUUUUGAUAAUUGAAGUGUUUGUUUUUGUAAA